UUGUGUUCCUUGUAGAUUGAGGAUCCCUGAAGGAUCCUUGGCUUAUGCAUAGUCGGGGUCACUGCGAGCCAUGGCUUGCCAAGCGUCUGGUGAUUUCGGCCGUCGCAGUGGCGAUACCGGGCCUUUUCCUGUUGUCUGCUGCUCUGGUGGUGCGGCAGACCGAAGUACGGAGAAUACCCACUGCCUUGCAAGAGCCUCCAAGAAAGUUGGGUUUGCCUUGGAAUCCUCCACUGUUGGAUGCCAAAGGUAUCGCGCAAGUGGAAUCUGGCAUCAAUUUUUCCAUGGAUUGCAACGCGAGCUGUCGAGAGAAGACGUUUCAGUGUAGGGAACUUGAGGUGCCCAGGUGUGCAGGCAUGGACUGCAACUGCUCCAAGGACUUCCUGCUUCCUGGCGAAUCAGCAGCUUUGCCAGCUUUGCCUCGUCAUCGCCAUGGUCGUUUUGCAAUUAUUCUUGCAGGCAUGACUAGGUCCUUUGUUAGCAAACUCAUGAACGAGUACUGGCGACUCUUUUUGGCUCGCUUCAACAGAGAUUUGGUCCUCUUUGCCGUUUUGACCACCAUUUCGAAGCAAAAAGUCUCUCUGACGGGCUUGCCACAGAGGAAAGACCAGGUCUGGUCCCAAUUCACGAUCGACGAGCUGCGAGAAUGUUUGGAGAAUCUCAAUGUGACAUGGGAUGCAGUUUUUGUGGAAGGUUCUUGCACUUGGCAGGUGGCGCGUGGGCAUAUUCAAAACCCAACACUCCGAGAAAUGCUGGCAGUAGAAGCAAAAUUGCCAGGAGAAGGUGGACAGAACAACCAGUUUCGUGCUCAGGUCAUAGCUUUUGAUCGUUUGUUGCGUUAUGAAUGGCUGACAGGACACCGGUUUCAACACAUACUCGUGCUGCGGCCAGACUUUGCACCUUAUUUGGGGCACGAGGACCCUGCUGUGGUAGUCACAUCGGUGAACAACAGUGUGUUCUUCUACAACGAUUUGAUCACAAUAUGUGCGAGGAAAUUUGCCACGUCUGUCUUCACCUUGCCUGCAACAAUACGUUCAUUCCAUACAGCACGGGAUAAGGAUGCCUGGCAGUCUUUGACUUGGAAACUUCGGAAUCGCUCCAAGACUCACUUUGCCUUGAUGGUACCUCAUGCUCAUCUUGCUUUUCAUGGAGUUCCCAUUUGUGGUGGAUUUCUGCAAGCAAUUCCUGAUAUCCCUUGCACCCAAAGCAACUUCGAGGUCCACACGACCUUGGGUUUUGUCCGGGAUCUUUGGAGAGUCCAGGGGCCGCAACGCGUGUGCGUGGAUCGCUUCAGAGGGGCACCUUUGAACUUCAUCAAGGACUAUUUUCGACGGCUUGGGAUGAAUGAAAGUCUCUUUCAAAACCUCAGUCUGUGCCAUGAAGACAUGUAAAUAGUUGAAGCCGUGAAAGCACAUCUAGGACAAUUAGUAGUUGCUUUAUCAAGAUUGCCUGGCAUAUAAUGCCAAG
This is a messenger RNA of Durusdinium trenchii, 1464 nucleotides long. Lineage: Eukaryota; Dinophyceae; Suessiales; Symbiodiniaceae. The record is from the annotation of a GenBank genome assembly.